Molecule: messenger RNA, 1053 nt
Organism: Alternaria incomplexa
Lineage: Eukaryota; Fungi; Ascomycota; Dothideomycetes; Pleosporales; Pleosporaceae
Exons: 5
Coding region: 1-1053 (350 amino acids)
Molecular function (GO): heme binding; oxidoreductase activity, acting on paired donors, with incorporation or reduction of molecular oxygen; iron ion binding
Source: RefSeq, a predicted model, not a curated record
AUGCUUAAUCCUCUCUUCUCCAAGUCAGGAGUCAAUAAGAUGGAGCCGCUCAUUUUGGAGAAAAUGGAAGAGACCAUAUCAAAGAUCGAACAGAUUUCGGACGCUGGCCCAAUCGAUAUCUCCACUGCCUUCAGAUGCAUGACAGGUGACAUCAUCUCUGAAUUUUCAUUCGGAUCAUCCAUGAAUCUGAUCCACGAGCAUCCAAAUGCCUUUGAAUCGAAGUAUCUCAAAGCCUUGACCCUGUCCUCGGCACUGCCUUAUGUGAGGUACUACAGCGUCACGCAAAGGAUCGUGGCGAAAUUAAUCCCACUUUCCAUCGCUGCCAAUUUCCACCCGGUGCUGAGACAUACCAAGAACAUGGUUGAUAUGAUACUGGGAUCGUACGAUGACUACGCUAGCAAGAAAACCGAGAAAACCGCGUCCAGCCUCCCCGUCAUUUUUGACUUCCUCCAAUCAUUACCUGCUGAGCAGCAGAAGGCUGAGGCUAUCAACACGUUCAUUGCUGGCUCUGACACGACCGCCUUUACGCUUACCACAGCGGUAUACUACAUUUUAAGCCUUCCUGACGUUGAGAGAACAUUAGUAGAAGCCUUGGACGAAGUGUUUGGAAAUGCUCAAACCACCCCAUCGCUGGUUCAACUCGAGCAAAUCAAAUACUUGCGCGCCUGUAUCACCGAAGCUCUACGAGUUGGAAUGGCAGCACCUGGCUUGCUCCCUCGUAUCGUACCUAAACGACCCCAGCCGUUCAUUGUAGACGGCAAAGUGGUACCUCCAGGUAUCUGGGGUCCGGAUGGCGGAUCCUUCAACCCAAACCGUUGGCUUGGUCCGAACGCAAAGGAGCUUGAGACAUAUAUGUGCACUUUCAGCAAAGGCGCUCGCCAGUGCAUUGGAAUCAAUGUUGCGUAUGCGGAGAUAACCAUGACCCUAGCACACAUCUUCUACCGUUUCAAGAUGGACUUGAAGACGAAGGAGUUCCGUGCGAAAGACAGGUUUAUUCAAGAGUUUGAAGAGCCGGGGAUUCUAGUAGACUUCAAGCUGCGACAACACUCUUAA